UCAAGUAUAAGGACAUCAAGACAAAAUUGAUCCACGUGAAAUAAGCAAAUUAAUGUUCCCUUAAAGUUGGAUACAUCAGAAGUUUCUUAUUACAUAAUGAAAUUGAAUAAGAAGACAAUUAUGUGUUUGUGCCUCUUAUCACUUCUCAAGACAUUCGGUAUGAAAUUGGAGGUUGAUAAGAACACAUUGCAAGAGUAUUCAAUGUUGACUAUCAAUUGCACAAUAGACAAAGCACCGUCAUAUGUAAUUCUGAUACAAAGUCAAGCAGUGAUCACGAAUGGCGGGGAAAAUAACUGUGAUGUCGAGAUAUAUGUUACCUCUAUACUAUCCCAUUGUGACUGUGUCAGUGACAUAUUAGUUUUGUGCGUUAGCAAACGAUUGAAUCGAAAGAAUCACGGAGAUGUUCUCGAGUACAGGGUUUUUGGAACAGAAAUCAAAGCUUUCAUUAGAAUCAACAUAACAGUACCUGUCGAGUAUGCAAAAAUACAGGAAGAUACUCCUGACAGAUUGAUUGUAGAUGAAGGCAACACGGCGUUUCUAGUCUGCCAAGCUUUGUAUGGUAUUCCUGCAGCCAACAUCACAUGGUUUGUGGAUAACAAAAUCCUUUCUCAGACCGAUAAUAGCUUGUCUACUUCAUAUAAUAUAAGUGAACGAAUUAAGGAAGAACCUGACCGCACAUUAACGGUUAUAAGCAGUUUGACUCUAAAAGUUAACAGAUCCCACAACAAAUUGUCGAGCUAUUGCACGGCCAGCAAUGUGAACUACGAAAACAAAACCAGUAGGAUGAUUCAACUCAAUGUAAGAUUUAAACCGACGACAGGGAUUUUGAUAAGCGGUGAUGGAAACUUUUAUAUGAUCCAAAACUCACCAACAAAACAGAGACUUGAAUGCUUUGUGAAAGGCGGUAAUCCAUACGCAAUGUUGCAUUGGUCUUGCUAUGACGGAAACCAGACAACGUUCAACGACUCUAUGGGUGUAAAUAGUACGAUUAUGUGGGAAGCAGAUUUUCACAACGAUUCAAUUUGCAACUGUUCCGCAUCGCACGUUCUUGGAUGGUCAAGAGUUAAAGAAGUGUAUGUCCAUGCACUAUAUCCACCAUAUGAACCAACAUGCGAAAUUGGAAUGGCAACUGUGAGAUCCGGAUCGGUGAAUAUUUCUCUGGCAUCCAAAUUUACAAUGACAUGUAAAAGCGAUUCUAUGCCGGAACCAGGUAUACUUAUAUGGACAUUACCGAGCGGCUAUUUCCUGAAUGGAUCGACACUACAUUUACCUUUUGUACACAUCGAUGACAGUGGGAUAUAUAACUUAUAUAUCGAAAACACCAUGUCGCCAAGCAUUGGAGCAACAGUAAACGGAAAAACAAACGCUACGUUUUAUCUCAAUGUACAUUAUCAUCCAAAGAAUAUAUUGUUUCGUUUUGAUAACGAGUCCGGCAAUGUAAUAAACACCCGUCAUAUAAACGUUAUCAAGGGCGAGAUCGUUACUCUUGUCUGCUUAGCGGACGGCCACCCACCUCCAAUGUAUACAUGGACGGACAACAACGCUGGACAGUUUUAUACUCAAGCGUUUACCAACGAUUUAGAACUCGUCUGCAAUGCAUCUAAUACACUUUUUCCGACUGGAUACGUAGCGAUUGAACAACAAAUAAUAACCAGCGCUAAACUUCAAGUGGAUGUUUUAUAUCCAACUACGCCUCCUGUUUUCCAAACUGAAACAUGUAAUAGCAAUAGUUUUGAAGAAGGAUGGUCCAUUAAAGUUCUUCGGGGUAAAAAAGUUAACAUUAACUGUUCUUCAAGCGGAAAUCCACCACCGUCUUAUUCCUGGUCAAACGGUUUACAGUCAAGUCAACUUAACAUACACAAUGUCUCAGAAGGUCAUGCCGUUGAUUAUUUCUGCACUGCAAAUAAUAUCAUGGACGCUUCCUAUGGCAGGAGUAUUUCAUCGUCAAAUACGUCAAGAUUUCACCUCGAUGUUUUAUAUCCACCAAAGAUAACAAACUUUACGUCAAACGUUGAGGUACUUGAAGGUGUUAACAUCAGUUUAAUAUGUGACGCAACACCGGGGAACCCAAAUAUCACAUCAUAUUAUUGGACAACGACAAACCAGACUAAACAAAGGAUAAAUGAUCGAUACCUCAUCAUACAUAAUAUAUCACGAACAGAAGAAGACGUUUACACUUGUUUGGCUCAAAAUAGUAUGGACCCGACUGGAUGUCUAGGCGUAAAUGGAAGCGAUACGGCAAGCAUCCAUGUGGAUGUCCAAUACGAGGCGUCAAUUAAAACAUUUAGACCUCUGAACACUACGGUCUAUCACAGCGAUAGCCUAAGCUUUGCUUGUGAUGUGGAUAGUGACCCACCUGCUAAUAUAUCAAUAGUAUCACCUACUGGAUCCACCCUGGCAUAUAUCGAAGGAAAUAGUCUGUUACAUUACAACAAGAGCAGCUCUUGCUUAACGGACAUUGGUCUGUUCACGUGUGUGUCUGCAAACAAGCACAAUCGUAUGACACCAGACAGAAGAAAUGUAACAGUGGAUGUCAAGUGUUCGCCUAUGUAUCCCAAUGACUACAACCAUAGUACAACUAUCGAUACUAGACCUGGUGAAAAGGCAAUUCUUAAUUUCAGUGUAUUUUCGAACCCUCCGCCAAUCCAGUUUACAUGGACAAACAUUUCAAACAAUAUGCGUAUUCCAAUAAUCUCAUCAGCAUCUGACAGAGUUAUUAUCGACACGACAGAUGGCAUGUCAUCUUCGCUCAUUUUAACAAGCGUACAACCCUGGGAUUCUGGCAAUUACUCUGUGAGAGUUGAGAAUGAAAUUGGCAGCAUGAUCGAAACGUUUCUCAUUCUUGUGAACAUUAACACUGAUCCUGCCAGUGAACCCUCAACGGUAGCCAAUUCUGGCAGUGGUACUGGAAAAGUCGUAGGAGGUACAGUCGGCGCUGUGUGCACUGUGAUAAUUGUCGCGAUUCUGCUUGCUAUUUUCUUGUAUCGAAAAAGACAACGUUGUAAAGAAAGUGACCGACUGAGUGAUGAAAGUACUUUGAAUGAUGACACUCGGUACGAAGACCUUGCCAUGGGCCCCACAAGAACACCUACCGAAUAUUCUGACCUUGAUUUUCGAUGUAGAACCGAACAGAGCAGGAAGCAAACAGUAUUCAAGGACAGCGAUGUAUAUGAAAAUUUGAAAUUGACAUCAACAAAUAAUAGUGCAUCGUCAUAAGCUUUUCGUCUGUGAAUGGCAUAAAGAUGUAUCAAUGUCAAGACUUGUAAAUGCAAAUUUAAAAAAAGAUCCUUUAAACAAACAUGCAACAAUGUAAUUCUUAACGUAUUAAAUCAUAAUGCCAUAUGGAAGAACGUUUGAAAAUAAAGCCAGAGUGGAAAAACAAGGUAAUAAAAAAUCAAGCUGCAUUGUUUAUGUGUGAAUUGAGCAUAUCGAAAAAUAUUGUUUGAAUAUCGACAAAAAGCGUAUCUAUUGCAGUCAGUCAGAAGUAGCAUUGUUACCAUUAUCCCACGUUAAAAGUGUUUUUUAAAUAUGGCAAAUUUUCUAUAAAUUUUCUAAAAAACUACAGAAACAAGCUCAGUAGCAAAACGUUUAAACAUAAACCUGGUUUAACGGCUUUGGGUAAACGCCAAAUACAUUGAACACAAAAAAACAAAAAAAAUACAAACAAGAAACAUGGACGAACAGCACAAAACUCCACAAACAGCACAGUACAUACAUACUAUAUAUAUAUAUAUAUAUAAAACUAGGUAUGUUUAUCAAGGAUUGUUAGAUUGUUAAUGUCUUAAUAAUAUG
Mya arenaria is the source of this 3792-nucleotide messenger RNA. Its product is annotated as putative nuclease HARBI1. NCBI's taxonomy places the organism in Eukaryota, Metazoa, Mollusca, Bivalvia, Myida, Myidae. The transcript is spliced from 14 exons. The record is from RefSeq and is a predicted model, not a curated record. The coding region runs from base 97 to 3216 and encodes 1039 amino acids.